AUGAAGCGCCACGACCCCAACCCCAUGUUCUACCGUGAACAAACACUAGCAAACCUUCGUGUUCUCUUUGGAAGCACGGUCGAGAUCUUAACCUGCGCUGGGAUUUCUAGCUGCGUAAUCGCAUUUGCAUACGAGACGCGACUUAAUGGAAAGCGUUUAAAGAUUAUGCAGACAUUCGGUGAUGAUGUGGAAAAGGCACUGAAGGCGUUACAUGACAUGACAUGUAAGCGUCUUGCGGAGGCUUUCGCUGAUUGUAAUUUUAUAAUACAAUGCCCAUCGGAGUGUACGGAUUCAGAGCUUCUAGAGGAAGGCGUCUCAAUUUAUAUGCCUCUUCCAGAGGAAGCGCUCGAGGCUCUUGAAACAUAG
Messenger RNA from Penicillium longicatenatum, 366 nucleotides. RefSeq lists its product as uncharacterized. NCBI's taxonomy places the organism in Eukaryota, Fungi, Ascomycota, Eurotiomycetes, Eurotiales, Aspergillaceae. Bases 1 to 366 code for a protein of 121 amino acids. The transcript is spliced from 3 exons. The record is from RefSeq and is a predicted model, not a curated record.